Molecule: messenger RNA, 2220 nt
Organism: Eublepharis macularius
Lineage: Eukaryota; Metazoa; Chordata; Lepidosauria; Squamata; Eublepharidae
Product: D-threo-3-hydroxyaspartate dehydratase-like
Exons: 8
Coding region: 289-1404 (371 amino acids)
Biological process (GO): D-serine catabolic process
Molecular function (GO): D-serine ammonia-lyase activity
Source: RefSeq, a predicted model, not a curated record
AGUUGGCAGAAACUUUGCAAGUUCUAAGCUUGCUCAGAAAAGCAGGUUGCAAAAUCCAUCUGGGCAGGACCCCCCUUUGCCCUCGACCAGCUGCUCGUAUGCAGCUGCCCCCCACCCCGGGUGAGCUUUUGCAGCCUGAGCAGCGGCCCGAGGCUUAAGCCAGCCUGCCCGACUCCUCGUGUGAACCCAGCCCCCGCCUAUCACCCCGGCUCUGUGCGCUCCAAAAGUGGACUUUGCCCCAGGAGGGACUCCAGCGCUGGAACGCGGUGAGGGCGGCGGCAAGAAAAGAUGCUGUCGGGACAACGCGUAGAGGAGCUUCGGACUCCAGCAUUCACUGUGGACCUCGACGUGGUGAAGAGGAACGUGCAGCAGAUGACGGAGCGCUUCCGGGCACUCGGUGUGAGCUUGAGGCCUCACAUGAAAACCCACAAGACCCUGGAGGGGGGAGACCUCAUGACAGGGGGCUCGAGGCGAAGGAUUGUCGUCUCCACUCUGGCGGAGGCCCGCUUCUUUGCCGAUGGCGGCUUUGAUGACAUCCUCUAUGCCUACCCGCUGCCCUUUGACAAGGUGGCAGAGUGCGCUGCCCUGGCGGAGAAACUGGAAAGUUUCCAUGUUCUGGUGGACAGCCCCGAAGCCCUGGCCUUGCUGAAGAGAAGACCCUUGCAUCAGGGCAAGCGCUGGAAAGUGUGGUUGAAGAUUGACUGCGAGAACAACCGAGCUGGCUUAAGGCAUACCGACCCAGCCGCCCUCGAGCUGGCCAAGGCAAUUGCAACGGGAUCUACGGAGUUGGCAGGCGUGUAUGCCCAUUGCGGAAACUCUUACCAUUGCCAAGGGGUACCUGAAAUCCAAUCUGUGGCUCAAACAACCACAAAGCUGGUCCUGCAGUUCACGGAGAAGCUGCAGAAAGAAGGGGUGCCCUGCCCCGUAGCCAGCAUCGGCUCCACUCCAACCUGCAGCCACCCCGUGCCGGAGAUGGCCCAGCUUCAUGAAGUCCAUCCCGGGAAUUACAUCUUCUACGACGUCCAGCAGACGAUGAUCGGUUCUUGCCAGCUGAAGGAUGUUGCCGUCCGGGUCCUGACGAGAGUGAUCGGUCAUUACCCACAUCGGAACCAGCUGCUUGUGGACUGUGGCUGGACUGGACUGAGCCUCCACAGCCUGGGCCAGCUGCCCACGGGCUACGCCCUUGUCGAUGGCCAUCCAGAUCUCAAGUUGGUGGGGAUGACUCAGGAGCACGGCAGGAUCGAGUCCAUCACAGGGCAACUGGAUUUUGCACAGUUCCCCCUAGGAAGCCUCCUGGCUUUGAUUCCUUAUCAUGCCUGUGCCACAGCUGCCAUGCACCCUGUUUACUAUGUCUGCAUCAAGGGCCAGGUGGUGGCUACGUGGAAGCCCAUCAAGGGGUGGUAGGAAGACUCCGAUGAGAAUGGUUUUGGGAGAACACCUUGGCCAGGAGGGGAAAUCUUUGGAAGAAGGGCGGACCUGGUCUCCAGGCAGAGGCUCUUUGAGGAAUUCAGCCAGACAGGACGGGACCAACGAAAACUGCACUCCCAUCGUACCUUAGUCUGAUUCUUGAUAACCAACCUUGGUGGUCUAGGAACUAAUCCAACACCCUUCUGCACUGUCUAGCACACCACCUUCAAGCAAUAAAUAGCGAAUGUCUUUGAAUACAGAGAUGAUAACAUGAUGAUUACAAACAAGUAUUAGUAAAUGCCUGGGAAAAUUCAGCAAGCCGUGACAGGAGUGCUCAGACGGGCUCACCAAAGCAAUGCCCCCCUCCCACCCAACAGUCUAACUGCAACGUUGCUGACGGCAUUUUGCUGACAGUCGAUCCCAUCGCUGCAGUUCAGUUGCAUUCAUAGCGCAGAUGUGGGUGUCUGGGCAGAAAGAUGGUCCACCUAUGGGGAUUUAUACACGUGCCUGAUUGGAAGGCAGAUGCUGAAGCCCAGCAGGUCUGGCACUGGCCGUGUGUCUGGGGAGGCCCCCUCCCACCAUGGAUGCCACCUGCAGUCCCAUCCAAAGCACCCCUGCAAAAUCUGCUUCCAUGUCUCACCAAAGAACUUUAAACGAGAUCAGGGCUUUUUUUCUGGGAAAAGAGGUGGUGGAACUCAGGACUGCACAAUGAUGUCACUUUGGGUCAGCUGGAACAAGGGGGGGGGAGUUUUUUAAAGUUUAAAUCGCCCUUGGCGAAAAUGAUCACAUGGCCGGUGGCCCAGCCCCCUGAUC